Orussus abietinus is the source of this 1643-nucleotide messenger RNA. Its product is annotated as adenomatous polyposis coli protein-like. Gene Ontology annotation, molecular function: beta-catenin binding; microtubule binding; gamma-catenin binding. Gene Ontology annotation, biological process: cell migration; regulation of cell differentiation; nervous system development. The record is from RefSeq and is a predicted model, not a curated record. NCBI's taxonomy places the organism in Eukaryota, Metazoa, Arthropoda, Insecta, Hymenoptera, Orussidae. Gene Ontology annotation, cellular component: cytoplasmic microtubule; beta-catenin destruction complex; catenin complex.
GUAUAGGCAGUCAUUCAAGAAGUCCCAUCUCCAUAAAUCACCUAAUUCGGUGCCCAUAAGUAAUUUGAUACGUUAUCAGACAAGUUCUGCACUAAAUCAACUGGAGGGUGCCAAUUCCUCCAUUGGUGAAAAAACCUCCCCAAUUCGUAAGUUAAAAGCAACGUUGGAAGCGGGAACGUUCCCUGAUACAGUUCGUAUCUACUGCACGGAAAACACGCCUGCAGAUAUUUCCCCAGAAGGUUCUCAGUCAAAUCUUUCAGCCUUGUCUAUGGGAAGUUCAUCAAGUGACAUUCGAAGCGUCGGACAGGGUGACUUAUUGAAAAAUGAAAGUCACCGCAACGAAUUGUCUGAUGACAGUUCAAAUCUCUCUGGCGACGACGAUAUUCUUGAUGAAUGUAUUCAGUCAGGAAUGCCCAAGAUUAGACACACGCCUCCACCUCUGUUAAAUUGCAUUCCUAUCGUGAAGAAGACGGAAAUGCUUCCUCAACUGUUUCAUUUAUACGGCACUCCAUCUACAUCUCCUGUUGACGCAACGCAGAGUGCUAAAACUACCUUAAUCGAGAAAACGGGGGAAUUUCGAACUAUUGAAACCAGAAACGACGUUUCCGAUGAUAGUCCAAAUCUUUCAGAUGACGAAGCUAUUCUCAGGGAAUGUAUAGAAUCUGCCAUGCCGAAGGGGCGCGCACACACACCUAGUGUCUCUAAACCGUCAUCCACGAAAGGAGCAGAUAUAAUAUUAGAUCGAUCCAGUAUACACCCUUCAUCCCCACUUCCUUUACGACGAAUUUUGCACAAUUCCUCGUCUUCAACAAUUAUACCAACUAGAUCAGAACUUGUGGAUGAGGAUUCAAGUCUUUCGGAAGAGGAAGAUAUUAUUUUAGCCCGGUGUAUACGUUCUGGUAUGCCGAAGGCAUUGAAUGUCCCCUCUCCGAUGCUCUCGUCACAGGUCUCAAGAAAAUCUGAAUUCCACCUUCAGAGGUCAAAUUCACUUGGAUCUGCAGGAUUACUUAUACAAAAUAAAACUCACUCGAGCGAUCCAGAAACUCUACAAAAGCAAUUGCUUCUGUCGCCCAGAAGAAUGAAAGCGUCCUGUCCUGCAACGCAUGGCAUAGAAUCAAAUUUUUCAUUACUUUCUGACAAUAGUUCAUCCAGAAACAUAAUGAAUAACAUGGUGGAUCUAAACUCACCCAUAGAACAGUUUCAUGCCCACCGAUUGGGCAGAAGCGAUAAAACUCCAGGUAUUUCAAACGAAAAAUCUGCAGAGUGUCCUAACAUUCGUGAUCUUACUUCGGAUGGUUAUUCAACUGAAGGUCCUACGUAGGUUUAUGUAAUGUACUUCUUUUCCACUUUGAAUAUUGUCUUAUGACACGUGCAAUGUGAUGAGCGGAAUGGAUCACUAGUCUGUUAAGUGCUCUCAUAACAGGAAUCAUCAAUAAUUCAUGUUUGCCAGAAUUACUUGUACUUUUAAAUACAGCUUCGCACAUAAUAUGUGAUUAAUGUGUUUCUGCAUUAUCCAGAAUGCUUGUCUCGUACUUAAGGUCAAGUGAAACACCCUGCAAAUCAGUCGAUUCGAAUACAACACUUUUUUUAAGGGGUAUUAGACCAAACUGUCCGAAACUUUGACACAUCACUCCUGAUCAUCU